AGAUGAAGAGGUGAAAAACUGUGAUGUUGCUGCACUAAGUAACGGCGAUAUUAGAAGGGAUGAUGGUGAUCAUUAGGAAUUUUCAGAUUAUUGUUUUCUUGCCCUCUUGGACUUCCGGGAAAAAGCAAAAAUAAAAGGAGUAGAGCUUGAAGACAAAAGCAAGAGGAUGCAACCUCCAGAGGAAGAGGAUGCAGCUUCCGUUCCUCUAGCGGGAGGAGCUCCGCUAUUCAGACAUGGACUACCAUCUUCCUCCACUCCGCUAAACUCGAACGCCCUCGAACACCGAAUCAUGAAUCUCGAGGUCCAACUGAAACAAGUUCUAGGAGUGUAUGGAUGAAGAUUGUAUUGUAUACUUACUUAGGUUUUUUCAUCUCUGAUUUAACAGACCCUCGAAUCGACGAUGGUCUGGCUACUUGGAUGGACCACGACAUGGAAAAAAAAACCUUCUUGUUGUUCUAAAAGAUACGAACCGUUCCGUUGGAGCGUGAGGUGACGAAGCUCCGCGCUAGGGUGUUCGAUCUCGAACAGUUGGGUAAAGAAGAAGGCAACGCAAGGUUAGAGGCGAUUGAGGCAGCUAAGGUGGCAUUUUCGACGCAGUUGCAACAGUUGUUAUGAGUAGAUAUUGAGGAAUUUUUACUCGAUGUAUGAUAAUUUAAAUGUUGAGUUUAAUUUUUACAGUGCUGCUGCUGACGAUGUGACAUUUGAUUGAACAACUUUCUUCUUGAGAUUUAUCUCAAAAACUUGAUGAGAAGUGCAAGUGUCCUCCUUUCAGCAUUCAUCUCCAUGAUGUUUACCUCUAACUGCGCAAUCCGAAGCCGUAAAGUUCAUGCAGGAAAAGGAGAAAGUCUCGAAUAGUUUCAUCGCUGUCCAGCAACACCUUGCUGAAGGACAACAACGCGUAGACACCCUCUCCAAUCAGCUGUUUGGUGAGCAAACAACCAUGCGACAGGGUAUAGACUUGAUGCGAUCGCAGCUAGAGCAGAUGCAAGCUGAAACGAUGCGGCGUUUAGCGGUGAUGCAAGAAGAACAACGGCAGUCAAGAGCAAGAAUGCAAAUGCAGAUAGAAGGUAUUAAUGUACAUGUACUAGAUCAUGAGAGGAAUUAUCAGAAUCAGAGUCAAGAAGUGCAAGUAAUGCAGAAACUGGAGGCAAUCGAGGCAAGGCAACAUCACGAUCGAGAAGAUAUUAGAAACAUCUUGCUUGCAGAAAGAAGAGCGAGACAAAUCGAAAUUAAAGACGUGGCAGCACAGAUUGUUGCGAAAAGACUAGCGUCUUUAAAAGAAGAGCUGCUCAUUUCCUCGAAGGGGCAACAAGGACUUCAAAAAGGGAAGAUCGGCGAUGCCGCGGCUUCUGCCGAGGGUGCAAAUCACGAAGGAUGCAAUGUCAGGGGUGCAAUGCUGCACGAAGGGUGCUGCAGCAAUGCCGCUAGAACUGCCGAGGGUGCAAAAAUGUCAGGGUGCAAAAAUGUCAGCCCGUUUUCCGGUGCAGCUAGAAACGACGCAGUUACAACAGGCAAAGUGGAAGACCUGUUGCAUCUGCCAAAAUCUGGUGAUCGUAACGGAACCCCUCCAACAUCAAGACCAGAGCAGCACAUGCAAAGGCAGCAGGAUCAUGAAGAGCAUACUCAUCAGAGGAACAACGAAAAAGAUGAGCAGGAACGACUAGUAGAGGAUGUGGACCCAUUCGCUUUUGCCCGCGAUACUAUUACGGCUCAGCUUUCAUGGGUCAUUGAGGUUAGUCACUGAGAUCGAAGAGGGUCUCUUCUUAGAGAAAACGUACUACCGGAAAAGGAAGGGGAAACAAAGGGAGAGGCGUGGGGCCCUUUUCACUCAGAAUCAGUGACCACUGAUUGCUGACCUUUAAUACUACUUCGUGUUUCUCGACGCGCACAUGUGGGCGAGAAGAUUUUAGUUCUUCAGUGGGGAGCAGUCCUCCUCUCAAACUCCUUAGUGUCCCUGUUGACCACACGCUAAAUUAUUUUGCUGAAGCUGUAGAUGAUGAUACUCCUGUGCAGGACGGAGAGGACGAACAGGAAAAUCAGCCGUUUGGGCGGGGAGUAGAAAGAGGAGCAAAGCAAACAGUAUCGUCCUACCAGGAUAGUGCUAGUUGCUCCUCGGGGCUGGGAAGAGAAGCAGAUGAAGCAAAGCAAACAGUAUCGUCCUACCAGGAUAGUGCUAGUUGCUCCUCGGGGCUGGGAAGAGAAGCAGAUGAAGCAAAGCAAACAGUAUCGUCCUACCAGGAUAGUGCUAGUUGCUCCUCGUGGCUGGGAAGAGAAGCAGAUGAAGCAAAGCAAACAGUAUCGUCCUACCAGGAUAGUGCUAGUUGCUCCUCGUGGCUGGGAAGAGAAGCAGAUGAAGCAAAGCAAACAGUAUCGUCCUACCAGGAUAGUGCAUGUGCAAGUGCUGGCGUGGUUGAGGAUGACAGCAAUACGAGUGAUCCUGAAGAGUCUAGACUAGAGGGACAGGCGUCAGCGUCUGGUGAACGUGAAGCCAAAAGGAGAGGGGAAGAUGAAGUACUAAAGCAUGUGCUGUCAACAAGCAAGCCUAGGGCAGUGGCUCAGACUCAUCACCAGCACCAUACUUCUGCUUCAACUUCGAGCACUACUCCCUCUUCAUCUGGGAGGCCAAAUCGCAAUCACAUUCAGCAACAUCAACAGGGACAGAUGAAUUUGCCUGUAUUCGCGGAGCCGCACGCCAUCUAUCCUCAGCAAAUCCUACGAUAUGGGAAUACUGUAGUGAGAGCACCAGGAGGAACUUAACAUCUUCCACAGUAUCGUCACCUGCUGCGCCGUCCUUCGUCAUCAGGCCCUGGGAUGCAUGCCCUUCCCUCGUGCACCACCUACGAAGCAAUAUGUACCACGACCUGCACCUCGAACACAUAGACGUACCAACGCUAUCCUCACCUUCCAGUAUUCAUCUUGGUACACAUGAAAUACGUACUGGAAGGUGACGAGGAUAGUUGUACUGGACAGUGUAGUCUUGGUACUAAUUGGUUAUCAGUAUCGAACAAGGGAGACCACCACCACACCCCUCGCCUUUAUUUCCUGCCAGACAGCCAAUCUGGAAGGUGAGGAUAGUACUUUUUUUUUGGUUGAUAGUCCUCGGGGUCAGCUCUUGCAUCAUGGAGAUAGAAAUGGAGGCGGCGCCGCUCUUUCAGCUUCACUCGGAGUUAAUACUUCUGUGAUGCUGAUGAAUGACUCUUGUAGAACUACACGACAGUUUUUGCACAAUAAAUCCAUAAGGAAGAAAUAGAAGGGUAAAAG
Molecule: messenger RNA, 3261 nt
Organism: Amoebophrya sp. A25
Lineage: Eukaryota; Dinophyceae; Syndiniales; Amoebophryaceae
Source: the annotation of a GenBank genome assembly